ACUACAGAGUUGACCCAUCACCUUUAAGAAACACAACAAUGGAAUAUUCAUUCGUCGAUCACGAAAUGUCAGUGUAGUGUUUCUGGUAUAGCUUUUAUCAGCUUUCCCUUAUUUAUUGUGUCAUAUAGGUGAAAGCAAAAAAUGAAGAUUAAGCGCAGCAAGUCUCUUUCUCCUGAACCAUCUAGUAGUAAGGAUACGAAACGUAUAAAACUUGAAGAAAAUACAAAUUUAAAUGGAAUAAUAUCAUCCUUGAACAUCCUUGAAUUUUCGGAUGAUGUUUUACUUAAUAUAUUGAAAUAUUUACAUCCACAAGAUCUAAUGGCAAUCAGUUUAUGUUGCCAAAGAUUUGCACAAUUAACACAGGACAGAACUCUGUGGAGAAGAGUAGAUUUUCGGACAAAGCCCAUACUUUUAGAUGAUUUGAAUCAGUACAUGAAAUUUUUGCAACCAAUUACAAUGAGUUUGGCAAUACGUGGCAAUCUAAUUUCUCGCGAAUAUUCGUCUCUUACACAAAGUUUUUUUAAUAAUGUAAAAACAUUAUGUGAUCAACUCAAAGAAUUGAUCAUUGAAGAGUAUUAUAUUAAUGGAGAUAAGAUUCAUAUAACAGAUUUUCCAUGUACCAUUGAAAAACUUUCAUUAAAAGGUUGUAAAAUGGAUUAUAUAGAGCAUAAUAAGUCAUAUUUUUUUAAAAUGGAUCAUCACAUGCCUAAUUUGACAUGUCUGAUUUUAAGCAAUUGUGAAUGGUUUACGCCACAUUCCUUAUUAGUUAUUAGCAAAAUACCAAAACUUAAGGAACUCAGAUUAAAUUCAUGUCAUCGUCUGGGCGAAUGUGUUGCGUAUGCUAGUCUAGCAACUAGAUUUGGAUUCAAGACAUUAGAGAUUUUAGAUUUACGAGAUACAGGACUUGGAGAUAGUGAAGUUGGUUGUUUUAGUAGUACUAAAACUUUAACACAUCUAUAUCUUGAAUGUCCUUCAAUAUGGAGAAAUGAAGAAUUACCAGAAGUUAUACAACAGCGACAGCAACGACAACGACAGGCUUUACGAUUACCUAUAUUUGAAGACGGUAAUUUAGCACAGUUUUUAGUCGAUGAUGCAUACUCUUUUGAAAAUUAUGGAUUUCAACGAUGUUUAAUAUCAGAUAGAGCAAUUUGUGCACUUGGAAGCGAUAUUUGCGAUAAAGAAGUGGUAAAUAGUUUCCUUGCUCCACAAGGAAUGAUAAUAUUACGAGAAGAUAGACGCACAUCUAACAAUCCUAAUCUUAAAACAUUAGUUGUUCGAAAUUAUCCACGUGUGACAAAUUCAAGUCUUGUUCACUUAGCUUUAAAUGCAUCAAGAUUGGAAUAUUUGGAUGUCACUGGCACUUCUGUAACAAGAGAUGGUGUUGAAUCCUUUAAAUCACAAAAAAACAAUGUUAAAGUCAUUUCAUCAUUUGAUGAAAUAUAGUUAAGAUUAUGUCUAGUAAAUUAGAAAUAAUAUUUAUUAUUUUUUGUGUAGAAAUUACAAAAAUACUUUUCGAUAAGUACAUUUUAUAUUUGAAUAUAUUAUACUUCAAAAUUAAGAUCUUAAGAUCUAAGUAGUGUUCUUAUUUUCUACAAAUUUAAUUUAGUACAGAUUAUUGAAAUAAUAUUUGAAAAAA
Molecule: messenger RNA, 1636 nt
Organism: Pogonomyrmex barbatus (red harvester ant)
Lineage: Eukaryota; Metazoa; Arthropoda; Insecta; Hymenoptera; Formicidae
Biological process (GO): SCF-dependent proteasomal ubiquitin-dependent protein catabolic process
Cellular component (GO): SCF ubiquitin ligase complex
Molecular function (GO): protein binding
Source: RefSeq, a predicted model, not a curated record